This is a messenger RNA of Lacerta agilis (Sand lizard), 2110 nucleotides long. RefSeq names its product osteomodulin (gene OMD). The transcript is spliced from 4 exons. Bases 293 to 1537 code for a protein of 414 amino acids. The record is from RefSeq and is a predicted model, not a curated record. NCBI's taxonomy places the organism in Eukaryota, Metazoa, Chordata, Lepidosauria, Squamata, Lacertidae. Gene Ontology annotation, molecular function: protein binding.
CUCAAACCAAACAUUAGAGAAAGCAGGCUAAAGCCAUAUAAUUUCACUAGGGUAAAAGUAUACUCUUAUUUGAAUAAACUAUUUUGUGCAACAAGCAGCAUUUUAAGCUUCUCCGGAGGAUUUUUGCAGUAAAUUACAUUUCAUCAAGUACUCAUAUUCUGAACUAGAUACUUCUUAUAUGGUGACUAUGGAUUUUAAGGGAAGCACCAUCUGACACUUUUUAAAGCUUGCUGCAUAUUCAUUGGCUGAAAACUACCAAAUAAUUUUGAGGAUAUCAGAUCAGAACUUGAAUAUGGGAAUCCUGGGUCAACUGUUAACUAUCACUCUCCUCUUUGAAGUCUCAGUGUUCUGCCAAUAUGACUAUGAGGAUGACUAUGAUAAUGAAAUGGAUAAUGAAUAUCCAUCCAUUUUUCAUCAUAUUCCUAGCAUAGAAUACGCCAUUCCUUAUCCCAGCACACCUGCUCAGUGUGCCAAAGAAUGCUUUUGCCCACCAACUUUCCCACUAACAAUGUACUGUGAUAAUCGUAAACUUCAGACUAUACCAAGAAUUCCCAGUCACAUCCAACAACUCUAUCUACAGAAUAACGACAUUGAAGCUGUGCCUGUGGAAUCCUUUGUUAAUGCUACUGCCCUGAAAGAAAUUAACCUCAGCCACAACAAAAUUAAGUCUCACAUGAUUGACACAGGUGUCUUUGGCAAGCUUUCAAAUCUAGCACAACUCCAUUUAGAACACAAUCUGCUGGAAGAAAUUCCAUCCCCUCUACCUAGAAGCUUAGAACGAUUGCUCCUGGGUUUCAAUCAGAUUUCCAGGUUGCCCAGUAAAGACCUAGAAGGUUUAAUAAACGUGACUAUGCUUGACCUCUGCAAUAACCACCUUGAAGAUUCUCAACUGAAACAAACACAUUUUUCAAAGAUGAAAAACCUAAUGCAGAUCAACCUCUGCAGCAACAGACUUCAAUCAAUGCCUCCAGAUCUACCAUUUUCACUUAUGCAUCUUUCCCUUGAAAAUAAUUCAAUUUCUCUCAUUCCAGAUAAUUAUUUCCAGAAACUUCCAAAGCUUACUGCUCUAAGAAUGACACACAACAAUCUGCAUGAAGUUCCUUAUAAUGCUUUUAACCUUUCUAAUCUUGUGGAACUCAAUCUUGGGCACAAUAAACUGAAGCAAGUAUUCUACAUUCCAAGAACCCUGCAGCAUUUGUACAUAGAAGACAAUGACAUGGAAGUAAUCAAUGUUACCUUAAUGUGCCCUACUAUUGAUCCACUGAACCUCAAUCACUUAACCUACUUACGAGUGGAACACAACAAGCUCACCACUCCGAUAAGUACAUAUGCCUUCUUCUGCUUUCCACAUAUACGCAGUAUUUAUUAUGGUGAACAAAAAAUUGGUGCCAACCAGCAAACACAGCUGAGAACGCCAGUGUUCCAAAGAUAUUUAACACCAGAAGAGUAUGAAGAAGCAGAAGAUCACGAAGAACAAGAUCAUGAUCAUAAUCAAAGGGAAAGGGAUGAUGAUUACUUUGACCCUUAUGUAUAUUAAGAGGUUAUAAGGUAUGCCAUAUAUAGUACAAGUUAAAAGCACGGUCACAAUCCUAGGGAGGCCAGUGUAAAAGUCAUCACUGAUGUAAAAGGAUCUGGACUGGAAUUUAAGAAAAUGUUAGGAUUCCAUUAUGAGAACCAGCUACAAUCAAAUAAUUAAAAGUCCACAAUUACAACAGGUUUGGCCAGAAUUCAAAUUUUGCUGAAUUAUAAUUAACAUUUUUUGUUGUUGUUUUGAACCAGGAUCUGUUGCAAAUGGAAGAGGCUUUUCUGGGGUUUGCUGGUGGCUCAUCCACGAAGUGCUAAACCAUAGACUUUCACAAUGGUUUAGCAUGACAUGUGAACCAACCCAGCAUUCCCUCUUUGUACAUAACUUUGUAACAGACAAGUAAUUAUGCAAACCUGAUGCUUGUCAGCAACACACAUAGAUUUAAUUAUAUAAGCACCUAGAUUAUAACUAUGUAAUGUUUAGUUAGCUAUAUAUCUAAGCAUUUACAAAUAAAUGUACAAUAUACUUUAAAAUGUAACAGAUCUCUUCUAGCAGAUUAUCUAAAUAAAGUUAUCAGUAAAAACA